GCCUUGAAAAAAAAAAAAUGCAGCGUUCUUAGUUUGAAGACCACCAAACGUGUAUCAACAUAUUAUAUGGAAGGCCCUCCACAAAUUUCAUGGGCUACACCACAAGUGCAUGCGAUUAGUGAUGAGCGCGGUCAUUUGAGGUGACUUUGGGAAGCGGAACCUGAAGGUGCGCGUUUUGGAAGGUUUUUCCGUUAAAGCAGCCACAGCUUCCUGGCGGAGAUUUGCUCCAGAACAGACAUGGUUUGUUCUCUAUGUUGGAAGGUGCCCAAUGUUGGAAGGUUGAACACUGCUUUCCUGCUCCUCCUCCUCCUUUCCUUCCACGUCGACCACUCAUUGGGCACCGACUACAACAUUGGAAGCCGCUGCAUUUUCACGGCCAAUUACACGGCCGGAGGUGUGUUUGAAGACAACAUGCGCAAGGUCUUCUCCGCCCUGGUAAACGAUACCCCUCCGGUUGGCUUCUCCAACGCCACGGCGGGCGAAGGAUCGAAAAGGGUUUAUGGCCUGGCUCAGUGCAGGGGCGAUAUUCUUCCGGACGACUGCAAGUUCUGCAUCUCUGGUGCCACCCAAAAUAUCGUCGGAUUCUGUCCAUACAAUAUGGAUGCCAGCGUAUGGUAUGAAAAGUGCCAGCUGCGCUACUCCAACACCAACUUCUUUGGUCUCCUAAAUUAUGAUUCUUCUGCGUCUUGGUGUUCAACAACUGGUAGAGUGACGGAUACUGAAACAUUCAACGAGAUGUUGGGGAGAUUGCUGAAGAAUCUGACUUCCCAAGCGACAACAGAUCGUUCAAGGUCUAUGUUUGCCGUAGGCAACAUUCCAUACAUCGAUCAAGAGAGGAUCUACGGGCUGGUGCAGUGCACCAGGGACAUCAGACUUGCUGAUUGCAAGGUGUGUUUGGAUAGCACCAUCUCCCGAAUCCCAUCCACUUGCUCUGAGGAACACGGCGGUGAAAUUACUGCGGGAAGCUGCCGUGUGAGGUACGAUACGCAGCUUUUUUACGAUGCCACAGCAACUCCAACCCCAACCCCAUCUUCAUCAAACAAUACGUCAGGCCAUCCUCUCUCUCCAACCCCACCUCCUCCAUCAAAUGGUUCUUCAAACACUAUGUCAGGCCAGAAGAAAAGUGGAACAAGAAAACUUGUGUUUCUCAUAAUCGUCAUCUCUGCCGUGAUUGUGGUCCUUAUUACUUGCUUAGUUUGCGGCUUUUACUGGUGGACGAGAGAAUUUUGUUGCCUUUGGAGAAAGACAUUGAAGCCUGGCGGAUUGCAGAGGAAGAAGGAAGAAGAUGACGGUUCAGAACAACGAGCUUUGAGGAGAGCAUAUGCGAUAGAUGGUGCACCACUCGAUUUGGCUAUCGUCAGAGCUGCCACCAAUGAUUUUGCACCAAGAAAUAAGCUUGGACAGGGAGGAUUCGGUGCAGUUUACAGGGGCCAACUACAUGAUGGUCAAGAAAUAGCAGUAAAGAGGCUGUCGUGCAAUACAGGGCAUGGUCCGAAGCAAUUCGACAAUGAGGUGCAGACACUCACUAAACUUCAACACAGAAAUCUUGUCCGACUUUUAGGAGGCUUUAUGGAAGCUGAAGAGAAGAUACUCGUCUAUGAGUAUGUGCCGAAUACAAGUCUCGACAAUUUUCUCUUUGGGGAGCCAAUGAAGCGUAUGCAAUUGGAUUGGCCAGUACGUUUGAAGCUCAUAAAUGGAAUAGCCAGAGGCCUCUUAUAUCUUCACGAAGAUUCAAGGCUGAGAAUUGUUCACAGGGAUCUGAAAGCAAGCAACAUUUUAUUAGAUGAAGACAUGAACCCCAAGAUCUCAGAUUUUGGCACUGCAAAGAUUGUUGACACAGACCAAACACAAACCGAAACACUUGAGAUUAUGGGAACUCGUGGAUAUAUGGCACCUGAGUAUCUUCUUCAAGGAAGGGUGUCAGUAAAGAUAGAUGUUUACAGCUUUGGUGUUUUGCUGCUGGAGAUGAUAAGUGGAAAGAAGAAUUUCUCCUUAAUCCAACAAGAGAAUGAUGAAAAUCUAUUAAAUUACGUAUGGAGACUUUGGGGGGAAAACAAGGCUAUGCAAGUUGUGGAUCAAAUAUUAGAAGGAACAUGUGACAACGAUGAGAUAUUAAGAUGCAUCCAUAUUGGCCUGCUAUGUGUCCAAGAAGAUGCAUCAAGCAGGCCCAAAAUGUCCAAGGUUGUUGCGAUGCUUGAAAACUGCUCCUUGAUCCUUCCAUCCAUUUUGCCUCCUGCCCCCUUACCUGGAAAAUCAGAAAGCUUUCUUUGGGAGCACAAACGAGCUCAACUAUAUCAGGAGCUGGUUCGGAGUUUGGUUCAUCUCCUUCCUGAAGCUUUGAGCUACUCACAUGAGGUGGAAGUAGAGAUUGUAAUUUGUUUCCUACCUUUCAAUAUAUCAUUUGAAUUGUUCCUUUGGGGUAUGAGCUUGGAACUUCUUGGUUAGUUUGUUGCAGAUGUGUUUGUUGUUUGUAAUAGUUGUCAGGAUGUGGAGAUGCCUCCGUAUAUACAUGAGUUGUGAUUUAA
Messenger RNA from Nymphaea colorata (pocket water lily), 2525 nucleotides. RefSeq names its product cysteine-rich receptor-like protein kinase 10. Gene Ontology annotation, molecular function: protein kinase activity; ATP binding. Gene Ontology annotation, biological process: protein phosphorylation. Bases 238 to 2445 code for a protein of 735 amino acids. The transcript is spliced from 6 exons. The record is from RefSeq and is a predicted model, not a curated record. NCBI's taxonomy places the organism in Eukaryota, Viridiplantae, Streptophyta, Magnoliopsida, Nymphaeales, Nymphaeaceae.